AUGGCGAACGGUCACCGCCUCCUGCUGGAGAACGCGCGGCAAGUGGUGCUGGUGUGUGCUCACGGCGAGCGCUUUCUGGCCGGGCCCGCGCUGCGCAGCCUGGCAGUGCUGGAGGGUGCCAGCUUGGUUGUGGGAACUGAUGGGUUUAUAAAAGCUAUUGGCCCUGCUGAUGUUAUCCAAAGACAGUUUUCUGGAGAAACUUUUGAAGAAAGAAUUGACUGCUCUGGGAAAUGCAUCUUACCGGGUUUGGUGGACGCACACACGCAUCCUGUGUGGGCUGGUGAAAGAGUCCAUGAGUUUGCAAUGAAGUUGGCAGGGGCUACGUACAUGGACAUUCACCAGGCCGGAGGAGGGAUCAACUUCACCGUGGAGCGCACUCGCCAAGCCUCGGAGGAGGAACUGUUCUGCUCCUUCCAGGAGCGGCUGCAGUGCAUGAUGAGGGCUGGCACCACGCUGGUGGAGUGCAAGAGCGGCUAUGGCCUCAACCUGGAGACCGAGCUCAAGAUGUUGCGUGUGAUCGAGCGCGCCCGGCGGGAGCUGCACCUGGGCCUCUCGGCCACUUACUGCGGGGCUCACUCAGUCCCCAAAGGAAAAACUGCCAUUGAAGCCGCUAAUGACAUCAUCAGUAAGCACCUGCCAAGGCUGAAGGAACUCUGCAAAACUGGGGAACUACAUGUUGACAACAUAGAUGUGUUCUGUGAGAAGGGUGUCUUUGAUCUGGAUACCACCAGACGGAUUCUUGAAGGUGGAAAAAAGAUGGGGUUGCAGAUCAACUUCCACGGGGAUGAACUCCACCCGAUGAAGGCUGCCGAGCUCGGGGCUGAACUAGGAGCACAGGCGAUCAGUCACCUGGAGGAAGUAAGUGACGAAGGCAUCACUGCCAUGGCUGCAGCUAGGUGUUCUGCUAUCCUUCUGCCCACCACAGCCUACAUGCUGAGGUUGAAGCAGCCUCGAGCCAGGAAGAUGCUAGAUGAAGGAGUCAUAGUUGCCCUGGGCAGCGAUUUCAACCCCAAUGCAUACUGCUUUUCAAUGCCGAUGGUCAUGCACCUGGCCUGUGUGAACAUGAGAAUGUCCAUGCCGGAGGCCUUGGCUGCUGCCACCAUCAAUGCAGCUUAUGCGCUGGGGAAAUCUCACACACACGGAUCUUUAGAAGUUGGCAAGCAGGGGGAUCUUGUCAUCAUCAAUGCAUCCAGAUGGGAACAUCUGAUUUACCAGUUUGGAGGCCAUCAUGAAUUAAUUGAUUAUGUUAUAGCUAAAGGAAAAGUCAUCUAUAAAAAGUAA
This is a messenger RNA of Cricetulus griseus (Chinese hamster), 1281 nucleotides long. The record is from RefSeq and is a predicted model, not a curated record. NCBI's taxonomy places the organism in Eukaryota, Metazoa, Chordata, Mammalia, Rodentia, Cricetidae.